Nomia melanderi (Alkali bee) is the source of this 899-nucleotide messenger RNA. It is a transcript of the gene Lamtor2, whose product is annotated as Late endosomal/lysosomal adaptor, MAPK and MTOR activator 2. Gene Ontology annotation, molecular function: molecular adaptor activity; guanyl-nucleotide exchange factor activity. The record is from RefSeq and is a predicted model, not a curated record. Gene Ontology annotation, biological process: positive regulation of TOR signaling. Lineage: Eukaryota; Metazoa; Arthropoda; Insecta; Hymenoptera; Halictidae.
AGAAAUAUUCUACCAUAUCGACAAGAACACCAUACUAUCCCUGUCCUUCUCACUCCCAUAUAUCUACGGAGGUCCGAAUAUCCAGGAACAAUUGUUUGGCGCUGCGAAUCGAACGUAGAAUGUCAUAGCAUGAGGGAAAUCUACUCGAUUCAUAACUUUCGGGUGGUGAAACAGAGUGAAAUUAUUUUGACAGUUGGGUACGUGCAUGUGAAGUCACAUUACGUACCAUAGAAUACUAUGAAAUAGAUUGGAGUACAAUUAUUGUAACAAUUGUUGUAUAGGACAAUCUUCUUAUUUUAUAUUAAAAUCCUGGUAGAAUUAAUUGAAAGUAGUCGAAAAAUAAUUUGAUAAUAAAAGACGUUUUAUAUUUGUCCUCUGUGAAACCAUGUUGAAACCAAAAGCUCUUACACAAGUACUUAGUCAAGCAAAUACAGGAGGAGUAGAAAAUACAUUCUUAUUAAACAGAGAUGGUGGUUUGUUAGCUUAUAGUGGAUACGGAGACAAAGAUGCAAGAGUUACGGCUGCAAUUACAAGCAAUAUUUGGUCAGCUUAUGAAAAAAAUGGACGUAAUGCAUUCAAAGAAGAUGAAUUGCAAUUUGUAUUAAUGGAUUGUGUGGAGGGGAAAGUCGUAAUUACUGAAGUAGCAAAUUUAUUGUUAUGUUUAUAUGCAAAAGAGAAUGUAGGAUUUGGUUUACUAAGAGAAAAGGCACAAGCUCUAGCAAGAUAUCUUGAUCAACCAUUAAAAACAAUAGCCAAUAUGCCUUGAACAACAUACUUAUGUAAGAGUAUUUUUCAUUAACUGUGCUAUAAUAUUAUAAUUGUAUAUUCUAACACUUAUAAUUUUUUGUAAAAAUAUAUGAUUUGUACUACUCUUGAAAUAAUAUAUUUUUAAUAAAUCA